Messenger RNA from Lethenteron reissneri (Far Eastern brook lamprey), 5142 nucleotides. RefSeq names its product zinc finger protein 239-like. The record is from RefSeq and is a predicted model, not a curated record. Gene Ontology annotation, cellular component: nucleus. Gene Ontology annotation, molecular function: RNA polymerase II transcription regulatory region sequence-specific DNA binding; DNA-binding transcription factor activity, RNA polymerase II-specific. Gene Ontology annotation, biological process: regulation of transcription by RNA polymerase II; embryo development. Lineage: Eukaryota; Metazoa; Chordata; Hyperoartia; Petromyzontiformes; Petromyzontidae.
CACUUCCUAUGAGUCUUUCCUUUAAUCGAAUAUCUACCCCAACACUACCCAUAAUUAGCCUAAUGGGACAUAUACUGUUUCAAGUUGUUUAUGAAUACCACAAAAUAUUUUUAUACUAAUUGUUAACGGAAAGUCCCUUCCAAAUGUGCAGAGUGGCUAUACACCACCAUCUUGGGGAAGAUGCCUUAUGCCUCACUCUGUGGUAUUCAUCCACAACCUCACGGCGCUGCACCGCUUGCGGUUACGUAACUAACGCAAACAUUUCCGCAUACAGGAGUACCUUGCACUUUCGUCUGGUUCGGGACCAGAGCGUGGACGAAUGUAAAAAAUGGACGAAUGUCAAAGCAGAGCCUUUAUUUAGCUUGCACAUUUAAUAACUAGAGUGAAUGUAGAAUGUACAUGCAAAUAACUACAGUCACUAUUUAAUACAUGCGUGCGAAACCUAAAUAAUCAGAAAUAAAAGAAAAAUUUAUGUAAGAAUACAUACGAAAUAUGUCAAUGGGAGAGUGGUGGUAGGAGACUUGCUGCGGAGCAUUGACAUAUUUCAUUGCUUCCUUUUAGUACCUUUCACGCGACGGUCAAUGGUAGAGUGUAUAGCAGAUCGUAUAAUAAUAAAAUGUAUAAAAGUGUAAUGUUUAAUAUAAUGUAUAAGGUAAUAUAUAGUAUCGUAAUUGUAUAGUGAAUAUACAGCAGUGUGGUAUACAGUAGUGUGGGUAGAAUAAUACAUAGUGUAAUAUUACAAUGUAUAGUCUAAGGUAUAGGGUGGUGUAUAGUAAUACAGUAUAUAAAUUAAUGUUGGGUUUGUCUAUGGCAGUAUAUAGUACGGGGUAGACCCGUGUGAUGGUAGAGAAAAAAGUUUAGCUGGAGGCAUAUAAUAUUUUUGCGACAUAGAAUUGUAAUGUAUGACUUACUAUUAGUAGCUCAGCUUAUUGGAGGGUAUAUUUAGUAUAUUGAUGAUACCGAUGUAGUUUAUAUUUAAGUUUUUUUAUUACGUGGUGGUUUAGCUGCUGCAGCCCCUUGCUAUUAAAAUUCCUUCCCUCUAUUACUGCUAACCUUACUCCCUCCCUUUGAUGCUGCUAAUCCUGCAUACUGCAUAAUGCACGGGCAUAAUAUGACUUUGAAACCCCCCCACCUCCUACGCAUUCCACAAGUAGUGACUAAUCCCAUAUCUGCAUUUCCCAUAAAUAUGCUAAAUUCCUCUUGAUAUGCAAAUUCCUUUGUCAAGGCACCCCUUCCCCCUCCAACCCAGCUUAAAUAUACGCUGCCAAGCCUGGUGGUGCCCAUUCAGACGCUGUCUUUCCGACAGACCUGUUCUUCACCUGAGGACGGCUGCUUGCGUUGUGGCCAAAACGUCGUGAGAAUUAUUUUAUUAUGUUUUAUUUUUAAUAUUUUAUUAUUUCCCUUCUACGUGACUUUACCGAAAGAACCAAGAAGAUGAAUUCCUGCAGUCACGAAAGCUUUAAAUCGAAAAAUAAAACAUAGGCCAUUAACCUUAUGCUUGACAAAGUACGAUCCGAGGGAAAAAUUGCAAUUGUUUCUGCCAUGUCAUGAAUAGCAAGCACUCACUUGGAAAAUGGCCAAACUCUUCAUUCAAGAUAUCUCUAGAUAUUAAACAAUAGAGUCCACUUGUAACUUCACCAGAAGAAAUGCUAUGGGUCACUUGAUGCAAAAAGCUCAUCUCUUGGUGAUAGUUGAAAUCAGUAUGGGCCAUCACUUUACAUUUUAAUGCCUUGAUCGCCAAAUUGCAAGAUGUGAAAAAAAUAACAUGCCUUUUGGAGGUCUUACAAUCCUUUAGGCCGGAAAUUUAAAGCAAAUCUUGCAUGUGUUUUGUCAUGGAGGGAGACCUCAAAUAGUCGAAGCAAUGUUGAAUCAAUCAGUGCUUUGGUUACAUAUAGUGUAACUGAGACUUCAAACCAACAUGCGAAUUGCCACAGCUGCAGAAAAUUCUGAUGAAGCCAAGUUCGCCAAAUGUUUAAUGGAUGUUGGAAAUGGAAAGGUAACUGUGGAUAUAUUACUUGUCCAUUUAAAAAGUCAAAUUCCAAAUAAAUACCGACUUUCAUCUGAAAACCUUUGCAAUCUCUGUUAUAAUGGCUAUGAAGACCUAAGGGAUAACUUCAAGGAGGCCAUAUGGGGUGCAAACCAUGCCAUCAGUUCUCCUAGAAAGAGUGUUGUUGAUUUGAUCAAUUCAAUGAUGAUGAACCAUUUUCCUGAUGAAGAAAACAGUUUACAAAAGCUCAGAUACAGUGGAUAAUGAAAUAAUCUAUCCUUUUGAAUUCAUCAACCAUUCUGCAUAUCUACCGCACUUGCUCAAACUGAACGUUUGCUUCCGCAUUAUGCUCCUUUGGAAUUUAGACACUGCGACGGAACACGCAAUAUCAUCUUGACAAUGAACAAUUGCAUAAUUAAUCAAAGCCAUUGUUGUAAGUGGACCCCACUUUAAGGAGAAGCUAUUGUCCUUCAUUCCUCUGGCUCCAGCUGAAAAGAGAUUUCCAUUCUCAAUGACAAGAUAAUUUCCAAUUCAUCACGCUUUUCAAGUCACCGCCAACAAGAGCCAAAGAUAAACACGGCAGAAAAUUGGAAUCUUCCUCCUUUAGUUACUGUCUUUUACAAUUUACCAUAUACUUGCCUUAUCUUAGCCUUCAUAGGUUACAAUUGAAGCCCAAAGGCACCUAAGCCCUCCUGCAGGACCUAUGAGAUGAGGGCCCGUAGGCCCCAACAUCUUCUAAUUAUAAAAUAACACGAGAAAAUGUGGUUAUAAUCAACAAAGUAAAUACAAAUAAAUAUUAAAGUAUUUAAUAAUUGUUUAUGAACUUAAAUUAUGAUGAUGCUGCACAGUCUCUGUCACUUAAUCUCAUCACUUUCUUUCUCUCUCGCUCACUCGAUGCAGUUUUGUAGCGUUCCAGAUGUAAUUCACAGAUAGCCAAAAUCGCAAGUUGGUGAAUAUCGAGGGAACACUAUAUAUCUACUGGGUGUACUUCAUGUGAGUGUGUAAUGCAUGCGUGUAUAUUUUCUGUAAUUGGUGUGUAUACCUGCUGGGUGUACUGAGUGUGAGUGUGCAAUGUAUGUGUAUAUUGUAUGUAUUUUGAACUUUCACACCAUAUGUAGCCAAACGUGCUAAUCGGAGGUGCAUAUUGUAUGUAAUGUAUGUUUGCUGGGUGGACUGCAUGUGUGUGUUUAAUGUUUGUAUAUUUGUUUGGUGGACUGCGUGUGUGUAAUGUGUGUGUGUAUAUCUGCUGGGUAUACUGCAUUUCGGUUUUUAAAGCGUGCAUAUAUUGUGUAUAAUGUGUAUGUAUAUUACGUGUAAUGUAUAUCUACAGAAUCAGUGAGAUGGAGCAAAGACCCAAGACGCCGCCCGGUGCUGGUGGAACACACCAAUGUGACCAGUGUCCAUAUGGCAUGGACCAGACUGGACACAUGCAUCUGCACCAGAAAUCACACACAGCCAAGAAGCCCUUCAAAUGCACUGUGUGUGGGAAGGCAUUUGGAAAGUCAACACAACUUCAAAUUCACUAUAGAACACACUCAGGCGAGACACCCUUCAAGUGCACUGUGUGUGAGAAGGCAUUUAGACAGUUGUCACAUCUUCAAAUGCACCAGAGAACACACACUGGUGAAAAGCCCUUCAAAUGCAUUGUGUGUGGUAAAGCUUUUAAACAGUCAGCAUCUCUUAAUGUUCAUCAGAGAACACACACAGGCGAGAAGCCCUUCAAGUGCACCCUGUGUGGAAAGGCAUUUGCUGAGUCAGGACAUUUUUAUAAGCAUCAGAGAACACACUCAGGUGAGAAGCCCUUCGUGUGCACUGUGUGUGGGAAGGCAUUUAGCCAGUCAUCUUAUCUUCGUAAUCAUCAGAGAACACACACAGGCGAGAAGCCCUUCAAGUGUGCUUUGUGUGGGAAGGCAUUUGCACGGUCAGAAGCCCGAAAGAGGCAUGAGAAGAUCCACAAGGAAACGGAGGUGGAAACGAGAAGUGAAAAUCAAAGUGCUGCAUUGAGCCCAUCUGGCAUGGAACAAGAACCGGAAGACAACCGCAGCUUCGCAACGUGGCGAGCAGUGAAGGUGGAAUGUGAAGAAGUGAAGGUGGAAUGUGAAGAUGUGAAGGUGGAUUGUGAAGAAGUGAAGGUGAAAUGUGAAGUAAAGGUGAAAUGUGAAGGUGAAAUGUGAAGAUUUAGAUUUGACUCCAGAACCCGACCUCCAGGUGGUUGGAGGCAGCGUGAACCAGGAGGAGCAUUCGGACUGAGGGAGAGCGAGGCGACCCCCAGGAGUUUGUCGAUAUGGAGGUGUAGGUGGAGUUUUUGGGGGAGCGUUGUGUUGCGAGUAAAAUGGAUGCAUACGAGUCAGUGGUGUACAGUGAAACAUGCUCCAGAGCCACAAGCAGAAAUUUGAGAUUUGAAACCAGUCCUGGCCAAGACAAAGGCGUGGGGCACCCACUGUUAAGGCAGCUCAGUUGAGUAUCACCAAGCAGGAGCAGCACCAGCAGCAGCACCUGCGAAUCUGCAGCACCAGCUGCAGCAGCAGAAGCAGUGAACAAGGGAGGAUUUCCCAGCGGAGAGGACAAUGUAUUCAUGUACGACAUAAAUAUUCUCAAUUGAGCAAUACCCUGCACCUUAUAUGGAAUGUGGCUCUGCGCCUGCCUCAUGUGGUGUGCAGCAGUCUGGUUCUGGACAGCAUACUGAAAGAGCUGCCCUUAGACUGAGCAGCAGAUGGGGAUUUGUGAGUUGCAGGGACUUGAAGGCCAUCCUGACUCUACCAGCCUGAACCUGUUGACCCUCUGAGGCCUGUCGAAUGGCAUCUCGCUACUGUGCAGCUGCGUGUAGCUGUGUGUGCAGAAGUGCAGUGGCUGAGUGCAGCAGGACGCAGCUGCGUGUGUGGUGUAGCAGUGUAUGUAUGUUGAACUUAUUUCACACCGUUCGUAGCCACUCAUGCUCAUCGGAGGUGCUAGCAGUGUGCUAUGCUGUGACAGGUGCACACUGUUGUUGUGCCAAGUGUUCACUGUGCUGGGUGCAUGCGAGGACGGGCUUGUGUCGGGGCGAGGUGUGUGCGGGUUUUUAUUAUAUUCCCUGUAUUUGUUCUGGGGGUGUGGCAUUGAUUGCAACAACCGCACCUCCCUUAACUUGGUAAGAGCCAAAAUAAAUCGCUCAAACC